AUGGAGGCCCCUCUAGACAUCAAACAGAAUGUCCCUACAACGGUCUCCAGCGUCGAUAUCGACCCUCGAGCAGAGAAGUCGCUUGUUUGGAAGUUCGACCUUCGGGUACUGCCCGUGUUGGCCAUCAUGUACCUAUUCAACUCGCUCGACAAGUCCAACUUAGGAAACGCGAAGACUGCGGGCCUCGAGACUACCCUACAUCUCCACGGCGAUCAAUACAACCUGCUUCUGAGCAUCUUCUUCAUUCCCUAUGUCCUGACCGCGCCUUUCCUCGGCCUACUAGGGAAAAAGUUUGGCCCACACAGAGUCCUUCCGUGCAUGAUGACGACCUUCGGCCUGUGCACGAUCCUCGUCGUCGCAGUCUACAACUUCAGCGGACUCUUCGCCAUAAGAUGGUUUCUUGGAAUGGCAGAGAGUGCAUUCUUCCCCUUGGUCAUCUACUACCUCACAACCUUCUAUCGCCGUGGUGAACUCGCACGCCGCUUGGCAAUCUUCUACGCCGCACAGAGCAUCGCGUCGGCUUUCUCUGGACUGCUUGCCUUCGGAGUCUUCCGCAUCCACAGUGGACCAUUGGCUCCUUGGAGGUAUCUGUUCUUGAUCGAAGGCGGAGGAACAGUCAUCUGUGCUCUCUUUGCCUUAUGGUAUCUACCCCGAUCCGCAGCCGACGCGAAAUUCUUAACCCCGGAGGAGAAGGAGAUGGCCUACUUGCGGCUACAAAUCGACAGUUCCUCUAUUGUCGACCAAAAGCUGAACAUUCGCGACGCCUUCCGCGUAUUCAAGCACUGGACCAGCUGGGCCGUUCUGGCUAUCCAGGUCUGCCUCGGAGUCCCUCUCCAAGGCGUCCAACUCUUUUUGCCGGUGAUUGUUCAGAGCCUGGGAUACAGCACCGUCAAAACAAACCUGUACACCGUGGCUCCCAAUGUCUGUGGUGCUGCAGUGCUGCUCAUUCUGGCUUUUGCCAGCGACUGGACCAAAUGGCGAUUCCCAUUCAUCGCGCUCGGGUUCCUGUUCACUUUCAUCGGAUUCGUGAUCUACGCCGCUAUUGAUGUGAAGAAAGACGUGAGCGUUGCGUACUUCGCGUCCUUCCUCAUGGUGUGGGGCACUUCGGCCCCGUCUGUUCUUUUGGACGCCUGGUACAACAAUAACACGGCGAACGAAGGUCGCCGCGUUGUGUUGACCAGUAUCGCUGUCCCGAUCGCGAACUUGAUGGGGGUGGUUGCCUCCAACAUCUUCCGCCCUCAGGAUGCACCCAAGUACUUCCCGGCGCUGAUUACGACGGCCGCUUUUGGUGGGACUGGGAUCAUUCUCACUCUGUGCCUUGGGCUUUGGAUGAUUUGGGAUAACAAAAGGAGAGACAGAGGGCAGGGCGUAUGUGUUCGGGCAAGGGAAAUUCCCACAGAGUACCUGGAAGACGGUCCGGCGAGCGAAUGUUUCAGAUGGUUUUAUUAG
Messenger RNA from Penicillium chermesinum, 1449 nucleotides. Its product is annotated as putative MFS transporter. The coding region runs from base 1 to 1449 and encodes 482 amino acids. Lineage: Eukaryota; Fungi; Ascomycota; Eurotiomycetes; Eurotiales; Aspergillaceae. Gene Ontology annotation, biological process: transmembrane transport. Gene Ontology annotation, molecular function: transmembrane transporter activity. Gene Ontology annotation, cellular component: membrane. The record is from RefSeq and is a predicted model, not a curated record. The transcript is spliced from 4 exons.